UCCUUCCUAACUGGUGACGGGUUAUCCAUGUCCCAUUAGGGCUUGGUUGCAAAUCUUUGGAUUUUUGGAGAUCAUAUAGUGGCGCAACAAACAUGACGGACCGACCCGACGCAUAUCAUUCCAUGAUUCCAUUCUCACUUAGCUCCGCUACAGCCUCAUUGCGCGAUAAACAAUGGCAUUCAUUCACAUGCACCAACAUAUCGUCGAAAGAAUAUCCCCAUUCCAUUGGACUAAUCGAACCUCUACUACUACCGCCUCACUCCAUCCCAUUUAAUACACCCACAAAUUGCCUCAACGGAAAAUAAAGCCGCACCUCAUCGACCUCAUACAUGUCCACCUUCAACUUCUCACUCCACACCUUUCAGCCUCAUCAUAACUCCGCCUCUUCGAAUCCGGCACGCUCGACCUUCCCCCCCU
Messenger RNA from Aspergillus vadensis CBS 113365, 417 nucleotides. RefSeq lists its product as uncharacterized. The transcript has a single exon. The coding region runs from base 93 to 305 and encodes 70 amino acids. NCBI's taxonomy places the organism in Eukaryota, Fungi, Ascomycota, Eurotiomycetes, Eurotiales, Aspergillaceae. The record is from RefSeq and is a predicted model, not a curated record.